GUAUGGGCACUGUGAGGUUGGCUGGGAGUGCCUCUACUGCCAUCAUGCAGAGCAUCGCAACGUGCUUCGCCCGACCAAGCGUCUCCGGCUGAAGUUGCGCGGAUUGACCGUUCCGAGCAAGUUGCUCCUCUUGCGCAACUGCUUGGAGAUCAAAUCUGCCAAGAUGCCACGCUGGCUUCCUUCUAUUCAAGCACUACAAGCCAUCAUCGAAGAUGCCUGGGCCACUGCAGAUCAGCAGUCAGCCAUCGAUGUGCGCUUCAUGCAGGGACGCGCAUCCAACCUGCCAAUAAGCGCCUUGCUCGGCGACCACAUGAUCGGUGACUUCGAACCCCUGCUUUACAACUCCAUCCAGGAGGAGCUCACCAGGUUGAAGAUGACCAGUCCGGUUCCUGUUCGAGCCGCCUGA
Symbiodinium sp. CCMP2456 is the source of this 406-nucleotide messenger RNA. Lineage: Eukaryota; Dinophyceae; Suessiales; Symbiodiniaceae. The record is from the annotation of a GenBank genome assembly.